Messenger RNA from Suillus paluster, 1198 nucleotides. RefSeq lists its product as uncharacterized. The record is from RefSeq and is a predicted model, not a curated record. Bases 1 to 909 code for a protein of 302 amino acids. Lineage: Eukaryota; Fungi; Basidiomycota; Agaricomycetes; Boletales; Suillaceae. The transcript has 5 exons.
AUGUCCGACGCACUUUUUCAAAAUUCAUUUUACAUCAGCAACGCCUUCAAUUCCAUUCUAUACGGCGUGGAGUUGGUGCUAUAUUUCAACACUAUUCAAGCAUACCUCGAAAAAAGAUUAGAGCACAGGUCCUCCGACAAAUUCUACAUGAUAUUCAGCUCUAUAUUACUCUUUCUCAUCACAAUUUUUGUUGCCACGCAAUCAGUACUGGGACAGGAGAUGUGGGUUAUCAAUGCAGGCUAUCCUGGUGGGGCGGCUGCAUACUUUGCUGCCUACGUUUCGGCGUGGUAUCAGACGAUGGGUUCGGUUGCGUCUAUUCUGCUGCAGUUGAUGAGUGAUGGCCUACUCAUUCAUCGAUGUUUCACGGUUUGGUGCGGAAGUUACCGCGUAAUUAUCGUUCCCUGUUGCCUCUGGACAGCGUCCCUUGUGUUCGGUAUUCUCGUACUCAUCACGAGUGGGUCCCCGAAUGGUGAUUUUUAUGAGGGGCUGGCUGCACGCGUUGGAUUGGUGUAUUUUUCCUUGACAAUUGGCCUCAAUGUCGCCACUACAUGUCUUAUCUGUGGCCGCAUAAUGUUUCAUGCAAUGCGCAUGCGAGACCACCUCGGCCCUGAAGUUUCGAAGACUUACUUCACUGCAGUAGCCAUGGUUGUCGAGUCUGCACUGCCAUACACAUUAUUCGGGAUCGCAUUUCUCGUGUCAUUCGGCCUUGACAGCGAUACCUCGAUUCUCUUCCUCACGUUUUAUGGCAUGUUUACCUGCAUUUCACCACAAAUGUUAAUUCUUCGCGUUGUGAGACGAAGGGCAUGGUGUAUCGAAACAGUACAGCCAACGACUCUGGUAUUCGCCACCCGCUCAGCUGCAGCGCCUCAUAUCAUUUCUGAGACCGAGAUUGGUGGCCCAGUGAUUUAGUCCUGUAGGAAGUCCGCUGAGCAUUAGUUACUCUCGGAACUACUGGAACUGUUUCGGUAACUACUGCUGUUCUUUCUAUCUUAGCCGAUCAAUAUUAUUGUUGAUUUACCAAUGAGAAGUCUUCGAUCUCAAAUAGAUGGGACCUAUGUGGUAUAUGGAUGUUGGUCCUAGUACUCCUGUGGUCUAUGACAGUGGGAGUACCGCGCCAACAAUAGUACUUUGAUCGCAGACAGAUAUUAUAAUAAUAAAGUGAAGGCAUUGCUUGGUGCUCGGCCCCCUUCGAAAAUCU